GUUAAAUAUUAAAAACUUUUGAGUAACUCCAAUAAUUAUUCAAAAAUUUUCUAGAAUGAAAACCAAAAUGUCGACUACCGCCCUUCGCGGUUCUCAUGAGUUGAUGCUCUUUCAGCAGAUUUCGGUUUUCAGACAUUGUCAAACUGUUAAGUUUGUGUUUAUAUUUCGGGAAUUUAUCUAGUAUUCCAGCCUAUUCGCUAUGGCAGAAGGAUCAGCACCAGUCGCCGCCCCAGCCGCAGCCAGCCCGAAGAAAGGAAAGAAAGCAGCAGGUGCACCGAAGAAGCCGAAGUCCAAACCAACUCAUCCCCCAACUUCUUCGAUGGUAAACGCCGCUAUCAAAUCUCUGAAGGAACGUGGAGGCUCAUCGCUGCCUGCUAUCAAGAAAUACUUGGCCGCCAACUACAAAGUGGAUGUUGUCAAAUUGGCUCCUUUCAUCAAGAAGUACCUGAAGAGCGCUGUUACCUCUGGAAAAUUGGUGCAAACUAAAGGAAGUGGUGCCUCCGGUUCAUUCAAGCUCCCAGCGAAGGAGAAGACGGAAAAGGCGGCUAAACCGAAGAAGGCAGCAGCAAAGAAACCUAAAGCCGCCGCUAAACCAAAGAAGGCGGGUGAGAAGAAAACAGCUAAACCGAAGAAGCCAGCCGCAGCUAAGAAAGCAGCAUCUGGUGCCGCUAAAGCAGCCAAGAAAUCUGGAACUGUAAAGGCCAAGGCACCAAAGGAGAAAAAAGCGAAAGCCCCAAAAGUAGCUAAAAAGGCACCAAAGCCUAAGAAGGCAGGAGGAGCAACAAAGAAAGCGGCUCCCAAAAAGGCAGCAGCCAAGAAGUAAAUUGUGAAUAGAGUCGAUCUCUAUUUAUGUGAGGAUUCCUCACAAAACCCAAAAGUCCUUUUCAGGGCUGCC
Molecule: messenger RNA, 895 nt
Organism: Hermetia illucens (black soldier fly)
Lineage: Eukaryota; Metazoa; Arthropoda; Insecta; Diptera; Stratiomyidae
Product: histone H1-like
Exons: 1
Coding region: 200-823 (207 amino acids)
Biological process (GO): nucleosome assembly; chromosome condensation; negative regulation of DNA recombination
Cellular component (GO): nucleosome; nucleus
Molecular function (GO): double-stranded DNA binding; nucleosomal DNA binding; structural constituent of chromatin
Source: RefSeq, a predicted model, not a curated record